Molecule: messenger RNA, 924 nt
Organism: Acanthosepion pharaonis
Lineage: Eukaryota; Metazoa; Mollusca; Cephalopoda; Sepiida; Sepiidae
Source: the annotation of a GenBank genome assembly
AUGUACAAUAAUCUAUCUAUCUAUCUAUCUAAAUCUUUUCAUAUCUAUCUCAAUCUGUUCAUAUCUAUCUCCCUCUCUCUAUUUAUCUAUCUCAUUUUUCUUUUAAAUGUUAUCUUCUUUCUCUUCUUCAUUUUCCUUUUCUGCCUAUUUCUUCUUCUUUUUCUUCUUCCUUCAGUUUUUCUUUUAAUUGUUAUCUUCUUUCUCUUCUUCAUUUUCCUUUUCUGUCUAUUUCUUCUUCUUCCUUCAGUUUUUCUUUUUAUUAUCUUCUUUCUCUUCCCAUUUUCCUUUUCUUCUUUUCUUCUUCUUUUUCUUCUUCCUUCAUUUUUCUUUUGUUAUCUUCUUUCUCUUCCCCAUUUUCCUUUUCUGCCUAUUUCUUCUUCUUUUUCUUCUUCCUUCAGUUUUUCUUUUAAUUGUUAUCUUCUUUCUCUUCUUCAUUUUCCUUUUCUGUCUAUUUCUUCUUCUUCCUUCAGUUUUUCUUUUGUUAUCUUCUUUCUCUUCCCCAUUUUCCUUUUCUGCCUAUUUCUUCUUCUUUUUCUUCUUCCUUCAGUUUUUCUUUUAAUUGUUAUCUUCUUUCUCUUCUUCAUUUUCCUUUUCUGUCUAUUUCUUCUUCUUCCUUCAGUUUUUCUUUUUGUUAUCUUCUUUCUCUUCCCCAUUUUCCUUUUCUGCCUUUUCUUCUUCUUUUCUUCUUCCUUCAGUUUUCUUUUAAUUGUUAUCUUCUUUCUCUUCUUCAUUUUCCUUUUCUUCUAUUUCUUCUUCUUCCUUCAGUUUUUCUUUUUUUAUCUUCUUUCUCUUCCCCAUUUUCCUUUUCUGCUUAUUUCUUCUUCUUUUUCUUCUUCCUUCAGUUUUUCUUUUAAUUGUUAUCUUCUUUCUCUUCUUCAUUUUCCUUUUCUGUCUACUUCUUCUUCUUCUACGAUCAAAUGGUGA